Tetrahymena thermophila SB210 is the source of this 3232-nucleotide messenger RNA. Its product is annotated as cation channel family protein. NCBI's taxonomy places the organism in Eukaryota, Ciliophora, Oligohymenophorea, Hymenostomatida, Tetrahymenidae. Gene Ontology annotation, cellular component: membrane. Gene Ontology annotation, molecular function: monoatomic ion channel activity. The transcript is spliced from 4 exons. Gene Ontology annotation, biological process: transmembrane transport; monoatomic ion transport. The record is from RefSeq and is a predicted model, not a curated record.
AAUUAAUUAUAAACAAUUUCAAGAAAAAAAACUUUAAUUUUCAGAAUCAUGAAUUUGAAUAAAUAUUCUUCAGAAACGACUAAUUCAAUUUUAGACCAAAAUAUAAAAACCAAACAAGCCAAUGAAAAAAAUUAGAGUAUAAUACAUGCUAGUUAGAUUUAGUGCGAUGCUUCUAAUUAUGUUUAAAAUGGAACUGAGUUGCAAAUUUUAGAAAAUUGUGGAUAAAUCUAUUAAAACAGCUAGCGACACAUUCAAAUGACAAGCAAAAUCAGAAUGAUUUCUCAAAACUCUCUAAAUCUUCAAAAUCUAAAUGAAAAUUUUAGCGACCUUAAAGUAAAAAAUUAGGAUAACAACAGCUCUUCUUUAAAAAGAAGAAACGCUAAAGUGUCAUCUUCGAUGCAUUCAAUUCAUUUAAACAACAGGGCAUAUUAGGAAACUAAAAAAAAUUCAAAUUUUUAGUAGAACAAACAGCUACAUAACAAAGGGUCAUAUCAUGCUAAUUCAACGUCAGGAGCUUUGAAUUUAGAUUUAAAGCUAUUACAAAGAAUAAAAAAGCAGAUUUUUUACUUUCAUCAACUCUUUACAAACAGUGGUAGGAGAGCAUUUUUUGAGCUGAAAAGCAUUAGAAAGCAUAUAAAAGAUAAAAGUGAUAUUUAUGAAGACAAAAGCAAUAAGUUUGUUCACCUUUUUUAUAAAAUAAGGGAGUAUUUAUUAGUAAUAUAAUCGUUAACGAAGAUAUUUUCGUUUGUGCCUCUAAUUAACCCAGAUGGGAUCUUUCAUUUCUUCGUAUCAUUCUUCUUCUGUUUUUACAAUACGAUGUUCUUUAUCAUUUACACUCUUUUUGGAGUUUUUUAAGCUCCUCAAAAUAUAUGCUCUGUUUAUGAGGUAAUUACAGCUAUCAUUUGGAUGUUAGAAAUUAUAAUUAAACUUAACACAAGUAUUUACGUCAAUAGAUUAAAUAUUACAAGUAAUAGAAAAUUGAUAUUAGUAAAUUACAUCAAAAAGAGGUUUCUAUUUGAUGUAAUACCUCUUUUACUUAUUACUGCUAUUAUUCAGAAUUAAUAAGAGGAGAAAUAUGUGUUUUUGAAGAUUUUCGUCUUACUUAAAUAUAAAAAUAUAUUUGUAGAUUUUGAUUAGAUAUAAAAAUAUUUUGUUAUGACUUUCUAAAGGUAUUACAUUAUCCAAUUAGUUAACCUUGUUGUUAAGCUUUUUCUCAUUGGCCAUAUAAUAGCAUGUUUUUAUUACAUAAUUGGAACCAUAGAGCUUGAGUACUUAGGAGAGGAAAAAACUUGGUAUGGUGAUUCUAGAGCUGAUUAGAUUUGGUGGAAGCUUUAUUUAAAAGCAUUGUAUUGGGCACUAACCUUAAUGACAACAGGCUCCAGCGAAGCAGAUACACCGCUGCAGCAUUUUUACAUCUCAUUUAUAAUGUUGUCAAUAUUUUUAAUUUUUGCAUAUUUAUUGAAUGUCAUAGGAGUUAUUUUAGAAGAAUUAGAUACAAAAGAUUUGAACAAAAGAAAAGACCUUAACAUCAUAAAUGAAUUCAUGAGAUAGAAAAAAAUAUCAAACAAUCUACAAAAAAAAGUGAAUAAUGAUAUUGAAUAUUAUUAUGAAAAUAAUUAAAAAAAAUUUGAAGAAGAUACUGGAUAAGUUUUGAGCAAAAUAUCAAAAUAAUUGAAUGAUUAGUUAUAAGAAGAAUACAAUAAGUAAAUCCUCUCUCAUAUUCCAAUACUAAAGAAUAAUUUCUCAUAAGAAGCACUUGCUGGGAUCCAUCAUUCUUUUGAAGAAACUUUUUAUUUCCCUAACUAGAUGGUCCACCUUCAGCAAAAUGAUGUUUCUUAAGAUAACUCUCUCAUUUUUAUAGUCUAAGGAAAACUGGAGAUUACAAAAUCAAGAGACUAGUUUUAAGAAGAAAAGUAGACUAAAAUUUUUAGUUCUAAGAAAAAUGGUGUUGUUGGAGCUUAUCACUUUUUUACAGGUUUAAAUAGGGAUUAUAAUAUUAAAUCUUUGGAUUUUACAAAAAUCAUCAAAAUAAAAAGGGAAAGUUUCAUUAACUCUCUUUCAAAGUUUGAAAAAGACUUUUAAAUAUUCUGUCAAAUUAAAGAUCACUUGAUUAAUGAUGCUAAUUUUUAGGAUAUAAACUAUACUUGUUUGUUCUGUAAUUAAAAGACACACUUGGAAACUCAAUGUCCAUUUGUUUUCUUUAAUAAAUAACACUGUUCGUUAAAGUAAAUUUUUACUAAGAGUAAAAAUUAAGAGAGAAAGAAAGUGAAUAGAAGAUUUUUAACUAUGAACUCAAGAUCUAACAAUGCUCAUAUACGUGAUUCUCUUAUAGCUUUCAUUUAAGAUUGCUCAUUUGAGUAAGAAUAAGAAGAUUAAUAGGAUAUUGAAAACUUGUGUACAUACAAUUUUUCCUUAGAAUCUUCUUUAAAUUUAGCAUAAAAUGAGAACAAUUAAAUUUAUGCAAAUGAAAUGCAGGAAGGAGAAGAUAUAAAUAAAAUUUAGAGUAUUACAUUUGACUAAAUAAACGAAGAAGAAUAAAAAAACAAAAGGAGUUAGAAAGAAAUGAAUAAAAAAAAACUAAAAAGCAGUAUAUUCUUCAAGCGAGAAACAACAAAAAUGGAUCAACUGAAUAGCUCACCUUAAAUUAUGAGUAUGAAUGGACGAUAAAAAUAUUUUGCUGAAACAUAGAAAUAAAGUUAAAAUGCAUUAAAUGCCUUAAACUGUAGUGAAAAAACAAAUGGAGAAUCUUAGAGAAUUCCUAAUAUCUAGGUUACACCUAAGAAAGUGGUUAUUUAGAAUUCUUAGUUUAUUUAUGAUGAAGAUGAUAAUGGGUCUUUGUUUGAAACUGAAAAGAAGAAUGAUAUGAGAAGAAGUAAAAAAAAUGAAACACAAGUUAAAAAUGAAAAUGGAAAUGAAUUAAAAUUUUAAUUAACUGGAAAAUUAAUAAAUUUUAAGUCUAACAAAAUUUUAGAACCAGCUGAAGAAAACUUUUAAUGGUAUUUGGAUAAAUAAUAAGAUUACAAAUACUACUAUCCAAACGGGAACUUAAAAUAAGCUUUAAAUAAACAUUUCAAAUAUGUCAAAUAAAAACUAAAAAAACUCCUCAAAAAGUCAAAAAAAAAAUGAAUUUAUUUAAAUUACAAAAAUAAAUUCAGAAUUUGAAUUCAACGUUUUUCUUUGACAUUUAGCAUUCAACAUUUCUCGAAAAACAAAUAAAAAUACAAAAGUGAAA